This is a messenger RNA of Amaranthus tricolor (Joseph's coat), 2628 nucleotides long. RefSeq lists its product as uncharacterized. Bases 311 to 2395 code for a protein of 694 amino acids. Lineage: Eukaryota; Viridiplantae; Streptophyta; Magnoliopsida; Caryophyllales; Amaranthaceae. The record is from RefSeq and is a predicted model, not a curated record. The transcript has 5 exons.
CCCAUAAUUCAUUUUAGAAUUACGAAUACAGAAGACGGAGAAAAUUGUAACCGGAAGUGGAAGGUUCAGGGUAGACUGGUUGGUACCCACUGUCUUCUUCUUCAGUCUCCUUAACCUGUGCCUCAAGGUAUCUUUUCAUCCCAAUUCAUCAUAAUUCUUAUAACCUUUUCCCAAAUCAAUUUUAGGGUUUUCAAGUUUCAUUCAAUAAAAAAUUAAAUUAAGGAUCAAAAUCAAAAUCAAAAUCAAUUCAUGCAUUCAACCACUAAAUACGAGGAAUCACUUGUUUAGAACCUCUGAUUUCUCCUUAAUCAUGUCGAACGCCGCCGGUGAAGAAGAAUCCAGCGUAGUGUUAAGCGACUUAGAAGAGGAUGAUGAUAAUUCACCGGCGCCGAUGAAAUUAGCAGUUAAUUCAUCGGAACCUGAAAUAUCCGUUGAGAAAUUCAACGAAUUACUGGCAGAAUAUGAUCGCGAGAAGAAAGCUCGAAUUGCUAUUGAGAAUUCGAAAUCGGAACUCGAUGUUCGGUAUAAUCGUCUCAAAUUACUUGCUCGGGAAGCGAUCAAGAAGAGAGAUGAGUGCACGAAUCAACGAGAUGAGGCGAUUAAGGAACGCGAUGAAAUCGUGAGUCAAAGAGAUGAUGCAAUACAAGCGAAUGAGAAGUUGAGUAAGGAGUUGAUGGAAGUGAACAAGGCGAAAGAGGAAGUAUCAAAGCAAUUGGAAGAGGCAUUGAAGGGGAAAGAUACGUCUAGGGCAGAAAUUGAGGCGGCUGCACAAAUGUUGGUUACAGGGAUUGAGAAAAUUUCAGGGAAAGUAAGUCAUAUCAAGAACUUUUCAGGUGGAGGUUUGCCAAGGUCACAGAAGUAUACAGGAUUGCCUGCUGUUGCUUAUGGUGUAAUUAAGAGAACGAAUGAUAUUGUGGAGGAGAUGCUUAAGCAGGUUGAUUCGAUGACUAAGUCAAGGAAUGAGGCUCGAGAGAUGGUUGAGCAGAGAAAUUAUGAAAUUGCAAUUGAAGUUUCUGAGUUGGAAGCAACCAUUAGUCAGUUAAGGGAUGAGGUUGGGGAGAAAAGUAGUCAAAUCGAGGGUUUGGAGAAGUGCAUUGUUGAGAAAGAUGGGAAGUUAGAGGAGAUUGAGGGUGGGAUGACGGAGAAGAUUGGUUUGAUUGAGAAUGAAAGGGAGGAGUUGAGGAAGUUAGUAGAUGGGUAUGAGGGUAGAAUUAGGGAUUUGGAGCUGCAAAUGGAGAAGCAAAGACCUUUACUUAUUGAACAGUUGGCUUUUGUGUCGAAAAUUCAUGAUCAGUUGUAUAAUGUGAUUAAGAUUGUGGAUGCUAAUAAUGGUGAUCAGUCAGAAUUCUCAGAGUCCUUGUUUCUUCCUCAGGAAACAGGGUUGGAGGAGAAUAUACGGGCGUCAUUAGCUGGAUUAGAAUCUAUACAUGAACUAAGUAGAAUUGUUAUUGCGAAGACUAGAGAAGUUUUGGAAGAAAAGAGCCAUGAGGUGAAGAGUUUAAAUGAAACAGUUGCCCGAUUAUUUAGGGAGAAGGAGCAUGUAGGGGUUUUGCUAAGAAGUGCUCUUUCUAAGAGAUUAACCUCGGGUUCCACAACUGAAACAAAUGCAGUGUUCCAAGUUGCUGAAAAUGGGUUAAGAGAAGCUGGAAUUGAUUUUAAGUUCAGUCAUGUUCUCGAGGAUGCUAGCAAAGAAGGUUCACAGGAAACAAAGGAUGAUGAAAUUUAUGCCCUGGCUGGUGCUUUGGAAAGCAUUAUCAAGGAAUCACAUCUUCAAAUUCUUGAGCUUCAACAUUCCAUAGAGGAGCUGAGGGCAGAGUCAAGUUUACUCAAAGAGCAUUUGGAGACUCAAUCCAAGGAGCUCUCCCUGAGAAAACUUCGUAUUGAGGAACUUGAAGAGAAGGAGCGGCAAGCGAAUGAAAAUAUUGAAGGGCUUAUGAUAGAUAUUGCUGCUGCUGAAGAGGAAAUCACAAGAUGGAAAGUGGCAGCGGAGCAAGAAGCUGCAGCUGGAAGAGCGGUGGAGCAGGAAUUUCUUGCUCAGAUAUCUUCUUUUAAGCAAGACGCCGAGGAAACAAAGCAAGCAAUGCUAGAGUUGGAGAAAAAGCUCAAAUUCAAGGAAGAGACAGCUACUGCAGCGAUGGCUGCAAGAGAAGCAGCUGAAAAAUCAUUGAGAUUAGCAGACACCAGAGCUUCAAGAUUGAGAGAUAGAGUGGAAGAACUGACUCGGCAGCUUGAAAACUUGGACAUUAUAAACGACAGCCGGAAUAGUACUCGUCCGAGAUAUGUAUGCUGGCCAUGGGAAUGGCUCGGUAUCGACUUUGUGGGUAUGCGACGGCAGAUUGAUAUGCCGCAGCAACAAGGUUCAAAUGAAAUGGAGCUAUCAGAACCUCUUUUGUGAUUUGUAAUUCUUUUUAGUUUCUGUAAUUUGUGUCAAUUUUAAAAAUCUCAUUUGGGUUUUCUUUGUAUAAAUUGAAUUUGUAGCUCGUCUCCAUAGUAUUGGAAAUUUUUACAGCUCUGUCCAUAGAACACAUAAAUUUGUUAAAAGCCACCUUGCUUACUGAUCACCAACUAGGAAGCUGAUGGUUACACUUCACCUUAAAUCAAUGAUGAAAUUGCAUUAUAUUUGGUUUC